AUGUCGAGACUGUUUGGCGGAACCAUAUCCAAAACGCUUGCCUUAGCGGCGGCGCUCUUGGCUGCCUUUGCUGCUGCGAACCUGUAUCAGGUUCCCCUCGGCGCCUCGAAGAUCCCCACCGAUUACGACUUUACGACGAGAUGGGACGAUGAGUCGUGUACGAUCAGCCGGAGCACGGCCUUCGAAGUGCUCGACGGCCCCAAUACCUUCUCUACAGAGCCCUCUGAGCCCAUCAACUCGGUCAAGAUCACGCCCGCGAUCAACAAGACCAACUGGGAGCAGUGGGAGUUCGACGGGCUUUCCCACUCUGGCCUGUCAUUCAUCAUGGCCCUCUUCUCCCGGGACUACUCGUACUACUUCUUCGGCAAGGGGAAUUUGCGAGUGGAGCUCUUCAUGACUCUACCAGACGGCUCGCGCAUUCAAGAGCUCGACUAUGUCAAGGAGUCUGCCGUCAUCGACUGUCCGGGUUAUACUGUCGGCAUCUGGAAUAGCUCCGGUAAAUCGUACUCGUUCUAUACUUCCAAGGACCUGAAGUAUACAAAGCUUGAGUUCGACUCACCGAGGAUCCGCGGCACCUAUAAGCUGUCGUCCACCACACCUCCCCACCACGCCGACGGCUCAGCCUUCCCCCCGGAGGGCGGCAACAGUGCCGCCGACGCGGCCCAGAUCUCCCCCGACUUCUACUACAGCGUGCCGGUAGCUGGCGGCGAGAUGGAGGUGGAUGCCAUGUUGGGUUCGGGCAAAAAGCUGUCCUUCAGCGGCAGGGGUGGCUCAACCCGCCUCUGGGCCCAGCAAGGGUGGCUCGGCCUCAGCGAGAGCUGGAUAGCUAUCCGGGCCUGGGCGGGCCCCUACACCUUCACCUACUGGGAGGUGGUCUCCCGCGUGGGUGCGGACACGGGCAAGACGUUCGUCUCGGGCCACCUAUUCUACAACGACGAGCUUCUAGUCGGCACGCGCGUGGGCAACACGUCAGGCGCAGCCGCCGACGACUACGUCCGCAUCACGCACAACUACGACGGCGAGAUUGCGGGCAGUUUCGACGACAAGAACACGGGCCACUUCCUGGAGUUUGGCUCCCCGGGCCGAGGCAAGAUAUGGCGCUUCGAGCUGCAGCACAUCAUGAAGCAGUACGAGCUGGGUGUCGGCGGCGGGCUCGGCAUGAGCGACUUUGCCAACCGCGUCUUUGGCGGCGAGGUGGGCGCCGACCAUCAGUACGAGGGUCGCGGCCUGACGGAGCAGGCUGCGUUUCCUGCAUACGUGCCCCAGUGGGCCGUCUGGUUGUUAUAUGGCGUCGGGUUCUUGGGCACCGGCAAAGACUAUGCUAUGGAUCUUGUCAGCUACUUGUUCUGGUAA
Thyridium curvatum is the source of this 1353-nucleotide messenger RNA. RefSeq lists its product as uncharacterized. The coding region runs from base 1 to 1353 and encodes 450 amino acids. NCBI's taxonomy places the organism in Eukaryota, Fungi, Ascomycota, Sordariomycetes, Thyridiales, Thyridiaceae. The record is from RefSeq and is a predicted model, not a curated record. The transcript has a single exon.